Cuculus canorus (common cuckoo) is the source of this 6816-nucleotide messenger RNA. RefSeq names its product cytohesin 4 (gene CYTH4). The coding region runs from base 121 to 1338 and encodes 405 amino acids. The transcript has 13 exons. Gene Ontology annotation, biological process: regulation of ARF protein signal transduction. Lineage: Eukaryota; Metazoa; Chordata; Aves; Cuculiformes; Cuculidae. The record is from RefSeq and is a predicted model, not a curated record. Gene Ontology annotation, molecular function: guanyl-nucleotide exchange factor activity.
CCUAAUGAUGCUACUAUCUUGGUCACUGGCUCCAAGUUGUUUCAUUUCUGUGAAGCAUUUGAACAAGCAGAAGGCAAGGAGGAACAACACUUUUGUUGAAAACACAUUGUGCUCUUCAGGAUGGAUAUUUGUCCCACUGGGUCAUCUGACUUGUGUGAGACUGAAGAGGCUGAAAUAGAGAAAAUCAGGCAGCACAGACAGGAGCUUUUGGAGGACAUUAAGAAGCUGAAGGAAGAGAUUGCUGAAGUGUUUGCAGAGAUUGAGUGCUUCCAAAAAUCAGAGAGGCAAGAGGCAGGCAAUAAUCCUGGGGAGCAGACCAGCAAACUAUCACAGAGCGAUAAAAUUCUGUCCCUGGGCCGGAAGAAAUUCAACAUGGAUCCUGCAAAGGGGAUUCAGUACCUGAUUGAGCAGAAGGUAUUGUCCUCAGACCUGCAGGAGAUCGCCAAAUUCCUUCACAAGGGUGAAGGCCUGAACAAGACAGCCAUUGGGGAUUACCUGGGAGGGAGGGACCCUACAAAUGUUCAGAUCCUCCAAGCCUUUGUGGCAUGUCACCAGUUUGCCAACCUCAACCUGGUGCAGGCAUUGAGGCAGUUCCUAUGGAGCUUCCGUCUGCCUGGGGAAGCACAGAAGAUUGACCGGAUGAUGGAGGCCUUUGCCAACUGGUACUGCAAGUGUAAUCCAGGCGUAUUCCAGUCCACAGAUACCUGUUAUAUACUCUCCUUCUCUAUCAUCAUGCUUAACACCAGCCUGCACAACCCGAAUGUGAAAGACAAACCUCCCUUUGAAAGGUUUGUAUCUAUCAACAGAGGCAUUGACAAUGGAGAGGACCUUCCAGAAGAGCUCUUAAAGAAUCUGUUUGUGAGCAUCAAGAACGAGCCAUUCUCCAUACCAGAGGAUGAUGGGAACGAUCUCACACAUACUUUCUUCAACCCUAACCGUGAGGGCUGGCUCCUGAAACUAGGAGGACGUGUGAAAACCUGGAAACGCCGUUGGUUCAUUCUGACCGACAACUGCCUGUACUACUUUGAAUAUACCACGGACAAAGAGCCUCUGGGCAUUAUCCCUUUGGAGAACCUAUCAGUCCGGAAGGUGGAUGAUCCCAAAAAGCCAAACUGCUUUGAGCUCUUCAAUCCCAACUGCAAAGGGCAGAAGAUCAAAGCCUGCAAAACAGAUGGGGAUGGGAAGGUAGUUGAAGGCAAGCAUCAGUCCUACAAGAUCUCAGCAGCCACACCAGCAGAGCGUGAUGAGUGGAUUGAAGCAAUACGGACCAGUAUCACACAAGAUCCUUUCUAUGAUCUGGUCUCUGCACGCAAGAAAAAAAUUGCCAGCAAAAACUGAGCCCUGACAUGGUCACUGGUGGCAGGAAAAUGCAGUUGUUGGACAGUUUCCUUCCCACACUGGGAAAGAAAUUUUCCAGUGAAGAAAUUUGGGAGCACCGGUUCUCUCUGCCUCCCACUUGGCAGGAAGAUGACUGACAGGACAACUUGCCAGAUUUGCUUCUUUCCUUUCCAAACUGAAGGUAGAGGUGCAGGGUGCAAUCCACUGAGGACUGUCAGAACUGGGGGCAAGUCUGAACAUAAAGGCUCAACAGCAACUAGACUUUGGAUUCUCCCACGUAGCCCCAGACACGUAGGACAGAAAUCUGAGGGGAGAAAAGAAUGCCUCCAUAAUAUCUCUAGCCCUUCCCACCAUCAAACCAGGCCUGUAUAUUUUUCUGUGAUGAACCAUAUAUAUGCUCUAGGAGCAGCCACGUAUAGAUGUGUAGUGGUUGUGGAGAAGGAGCCACUGAUAUUUAAGACCUUACUUUGAAGUCAGAGGCCAAGGGAAAAUAAAACCCCCUCUUCUAAGAAGAGAGUCCUCUCUACCUCUCCCUAUAGCCAUUAGGGCUGUAACCAUGGAAAGUCACUGCUCUGUAGCCGAGUCAUAGAUUUUAUAAAGUUAAAGGUGUUGGAUGAGGAGAUAAGGAGUAAUUGAGUGUAGAGAGGUUGUGGGACCAGGGAAGCAGCUCUGGGUCUUCUAUCUCUCUGUUUUGAAGUUCAGGGACCACCACAGGUCUCCUUAUGGAAGAAACCCAAACACUACUUCUCCUCCUGGCUGAUGGCUCCCCAGCAAAGUUUGCUUCCUUGUACCACCCCAGACGCCUGGGCUUUGUGACAGAAAGACCUGCAGACAGAAGGUAUGAAAAAUUCGAGAUACAUACAAACUACACACAGACAGAUGCUCAUACACAGAGGCAUUCCCAUCUUCACACAUUUGGUUUCAUCUGGAGUCUGGGUUUUUUUUGUCUCUUGUGUAAAGAAAGAAAUAAAAGUAAUUGAAACAAGCUUAAAACUCAGGGUAACAUGAUAGUUCUAGUGAUAAAGGCAGAGGAUGUAAGAUAAAAGUGUCAUGAUCCGGUGCCUAGCAGAGCAUCCUGAGUACCACCGCAGCUCUGCACUGCACCCAAAAUGCAGGCGGACUGAACGCAUGGCACAAGCAGGCAGCUGUUAGGCGGAGUGGGAGGGAGGAGUUAAGGGUACAGAAGAAAAGGUGCGUGGAGCUGUAAUACUGCGAGCUGUGAGCAGCACAGAAGCAAAUACCAAAGACUCAUAAGAGGUAAUUACACCUGCAGGGUUAAAGGACUUGAUAAGCUAUUGCUGUUUCAUCUGUUACCUUUCAGAUCUCUUCUAGUAAACACUGGUGCUGUCCCUGUCUCUUGCCUUUUUAGUUCCUGCAGAGGGCUCUGUCUACCAGGUAAUAUUCAGCAGGGCAAGCACAUCCUGAUUAUUCAUUCUGGCUGUUUUUGCCUAAGCCAUUGGAAUGUUGAAUUAAUUUCAAGAGGCAGGGAGUGUAUCUGGGAGUUGAAGCACGCGCUCACUCUGGAGAAGGAACGUGAAGGUUUUCUUCUGCUCGUGCCUGCAAAUGUCUCCUGUGUUGACUCUGUUACUGAUGUGAUAGGGAGUGAAUUUUCUGCCCACUGCUCUAGAGCCCGUGUGCUCACACGCACAUUUGCUCUUGCUUUGGGUUUAAUGCAGGGAGGCAGGGUUAUGUCCAGAGGUGAGAGGAGAAGUCAGAAUUUGCCCCUUAUCUUGGCAACAUCUCCAAUAUAUACAAGAAAAAUAUAAAUAUGCACUUGGUUGCUGAGAGAUGCCCCAGAACCCAGGAUUUGGGUGAGAAAUGUCUGUCGUAGUGCCUCUCAGGCUCAUCCUUUCUAUGACAAAAGCAACCACAAUGUAGCCUGGAGUCUCUCAUCUACCACAAUCUGCUCUUGUGUGAGGGAGUCCAGGCUAAAUCCUCCCUAGUUUACCUGGAUCAUUCCUACGAUAGCAAGGAUAGCAAGGUCUUUCCAAGACCUUCCCAGUCCCUCCUUACCCCAAAUCCUUAUAAUUCUCUUCAGGCUGCCUGUGCCCUCUACCCUCCCUUCUUCCCUCUGAUACCCAUGCACUACAGAGCAGAAUUAUUCCUAGAGGGGACAGAGUGGGAAGCACAAGUUGUGAGAGGCAAAACAAUGCGCAGGGACAGGCAAUUUUGUGAUUUCCAUCCAUCAAACUAACCACAAGAGUCAGGAGGAGAUGGGUUUUUUUUCUCCUAGAGGUUGAGGUAGGGAGAGCUAUAGUAACUUUGAGGGUCUAUUGCCUUUCCUUGGUUCCAGCAUAGCAAAUUCAUUUCCAGAUCCCUUUCUAUACCAUGCCCCAAUCUCCUCAGUGCCAUGAACACAAUGGUACCUGAUGUCGCCCACCAGCAACACAACAUGUGCACUCUCCAAGUAGUAUUCCUGACCUCAUGCCUGCUGAAUACCAAGGUGUUUGUAUUAGCCAGGGUAUCUCAGAACAGGUCUAUAAAACUUGACCAUCCACUCAUCCAUGUACUUUGACAGCCAUGCUUGCAACCCUUACAAAUUUGUGAUGGGAAUGAUUGUGCAACUAGAAUGGUACCACCAAGCAAUGUGUUGCCGGUCACCAGCACAAAUCCACUUUGCUGAGAGCAGCUGCAACACCACACAUAUGAAUGCAUACACACAGGCACACACAGAGCCCUUCAGGUACUAAACCUGACAGAUUGCUUUCUGAUAAAUGUGUUCUUCUUUCUCAUCAUAGGCAGUGUAUGUGACUCACACAGACAUACACGCAGAAGACUGACACUUAUUCCCUGUCUGCCUAAGGACUCCUGUGCAGACCCAGUAAUUCAUUUUCAUAAUAAAUGUCCAUCUACUUUCCUAAAAGGAUUGGGAGGAGUAUACUGCAGAUGCGUGGAACAGACGACAUCACUGCAUCCUGCCUCCUCCCUGCUUCUUCCCUUCCUCCUGUCCCCUGUUUAUCAGCUCCUUUUUGGAAGCCUAAUACAUUUUAAAAAGGCUUUCUAGAAAUCGUUUGCAGUGACAGAGAUGGAGCAGCUGUGAGGAGAGCCAGCAGUCUCAUUUAGUAUUGCUUAGGUAUCUAUCAAAGGCUAGAGAAAAUCUCUGGGAGGUGGAGGGGAAGAGCGUGUACAAAUGGAGACAAACUGAACUGAAUUAUUGAUUCAGAGCUGAUGAAAAGGCAUGAGUUGAACCUGCCUGUGUCCAGAGGGUGAAUGCCCUUGGUGAUGGGAGCUCAUGAGCAAAUGGAUGCCUGUGGUAAGGCAAGACUCUGCAAGGGAAUUGACCAGCAGCGGUGUUCAGUGGUGUGGUGGGAGCACCCAUUUGAGAUACUGUCCAUUCCUGGAAGGCCUGAAACUGCUCAGUGCUGUGUGUCACACAGCAUUCGUCACAAAGGGAAAAUCAAGGAACUCUUUUCUGCUAGCUAAAUGGGGUUAUAUGGAGAGGGCCUGAUAGCUCUCUAACUACCUCUUUGAUAUGUCAUGUGAGCCCCAUACCUCAGUCCAACCACAGCACUGCAGGGAUUGGCACGGAGAGGGGUUGACAGGUUUACCAUAAACCUGAAGAAACAAAAAGCUAUUACAAGUUCCUCAUAGGAGUGGGAGCCAGUCUUCAUAUCAUCUGGAAUCAAUCAUUUGUAUGGAAAGAAGAACAGCCCCACUGUAUUUGAUCUGGCUUGAAUGCUGCAGUCAGAUUUGUGGGUCCAACACUCUGAAGGUGGGAGACCCAUUGCAGUAUCUCCUCCCUCUUAAACCUUCUUUGUAUAUAUGCAUUUCACCAGAAAGUCCAGGGCACAAAGCUAGAGGGCAGAAUGGCUCUCAGAGGCACCACGACCUCUUUGCUGCUCCUUCUUCUGGCUUGCUUGUGUCUUCAGCCUGACAGAGGGCCAGCCUGCGGGGCUGGAGGAAGCCCAGGCAGAUUGGGUUGAGACCUAACCAGGGUUUCUUGGAGUGUCACUGCUGUCACAUCUGCAGAGGCUCUGCUGUAAGUAUCUGCGACAGGAGCAUGCAGCUGUCUAAUCUUGCCACGCCAUUUCCAAUCCCGCUGCCUCCCUGCGAUGAAGAUGAAUGUGGACUGUCCCAGGUUAUCACAUUUCUCUGUAUAUGAGCCUGUAUACAGACAUAAGUUUGCUCCCAAAGGCUGGUACUAUCAGGCUAACUGCAAGGAGGCUGUGCACAGUGGGACAGAGGGGACUACAAGGAAAUAGUUGGGAAGGGUCAAGGAGUCUGGGUCUUAUGUGGGCAGUUGAUGGUAAAAGACUUGCUGUGACAACAACUGGGCUUUCACCUCAGCUCCAGAGCAUGGAUGGCACAAAUAUCAGGAAUAAGUAAGGUAUGACAUCCUUGAACAGCCAGCAACCUUUACCACAGCCACUGUUUCACACCACCAAGGGGCACUUCAUGUCACAACAGCUCUCCUCUUUCUGUGGGGUUGAAGGGUAUUGUCCCUAGAUAUGUCAAUCCAACACUUCAGGGAGAGAGUGGAGAUGGUGUAAAGUGGCCAUCACAUCUGGGCCCUCAAGAACACAACAUGUGCAGGGAGAGGACUGUAUGACCUGCUAGCACAGCAAGUCUUUGCUCCUCUACCUUGCUGAAUAAGGGAGGUUACGUGUUCCUUUCUGCAUGUGAGUACAAACACAGGCAUAGAUGUGUAUGUGUGUGCUGUGUCCUGCACACCGAUAGACAGACAUGUCCAAGCAUAUCUGUACAUACAUGGGUACACAGAGUCCACAUGCAUCCCAGGACAAUAACUCUCCUUGCCCUCUCCUUGCAGAAGGACCCUGGCAAAACUAUCCAUAAGGGAAGACCGGAGGUCGCAGAGAAGCAAGGAAGGGCAGUCCUUGGACACCAAACAGUAUGUAGGGAGAGGGAGGCAGGACAGACUGCAGUGAGGUCUGCAGAGACUAUAGAGCUCCUGCCCAGUGGGGCUACGCUAGGGGGAACACAGCCCUUCAUGUGGGGCAAAAUUUGGGGAAGGACUGUGGUAUCUACUUUAAGGGACAUUGCAAAGUGAGGCACUUAACAGUCCCUGCUUCCCUCUGAGGUAUUAGGUUGACCUUAAAGGAAAUAUAGAAAAGACAUUUCCUGCUGCCUCUUUAACUAUGGUGGGUAGCAGCAAGGUUUCUGGAGUUGCCUGAAGAGGUGGUGAUUUGUGCAAUUAACAUCUAAUCAGUUCUAUGAAUAUUUAUUUCUAGUCAGCAAGCUUCUGAGUGACAGUGAAGCCUCAUCUGAUUGGAAUCACAUUCACAGGUAGACCAGAGCCUCCUUUGAGGUUCACAGAUCUCCCACUGGGGCAAAAAACCCAAAAGGUAUAACCAUCCUGCUGUAUAUGGGAGGCACAUAUGCAAUGUGCACAUGGAAAAUUGUAUUAGAUACUUUUUGGGGCGAAUUAUGAGUUUUAAAAUUGACAGGUUGAGGACAGACACCUUGAAAUAGUCUGAUGCAUUAACAAACUUAACCCAUGACUGAGUUUCAGCUUGUUCU